AUGGCAAGUAAUUGUGAUGAGACAUUUGUGGGAGAAGAACUACAAUAUGUGAGGGAAAAAUUAACCGAAAUUGUUGAAGGAACGGAGAUUAUUGCUUGUCACUUCGCGCUUGUUCAAGUGAAAGUAAAGUAAGUUGAAUUCAUUUAUUUUGUGAUUUUAAUUGCUCUUUGUUUUGUAUGCUGUGUGAUUUUAUUAGUCUUUUUGGACAAAAAUAUACAAUUAUACAAUUCAUGUGUCCGUCUAGAUGGAUUUCUCUAGUAUAAAUUGUGUCAUUUUUGUCUGGUUUAAAUUGUUACUUCAUUCUUUCAUUUACAGAAGGACAAAAUAUAAACAGUUGACUGUUCAUCUUCAGUUUCCCAAAGAUUAUCCACAAAGUGGGAUUCUGGUUGAACUAAAGAGUAAAACUCUUCCUGAAAAACUGUUAAAUAAAUUGGUCAAUUUCUGUGAUCAGGAGAUGAAGAAAUAUAUUGGGAAACAACAGGUGAAUAUUAGCUUGAUUUAUGCUAGAGCUGGACGUACAAAUAGACUAAAGACUCGGACAUACAGAUAGACUGAAGGCUCGGUCAACACUACACAAUGAUAACAAUAGGAUAAUUUGUAAACGCGCAAUGAUUGGCAAGAAAAUUAUGUUGGUGUCCACACUACAACGAAAAUGAUAAAAUUAUCGUUUGACAAUAACGAUUUUAAAAUCGCUCACCCAACGGUUUUUUUCAUUCGGGCAAUAACAAUAAAUUUUUUACCAAUCAGUGCGCAUGUACAAGUUAUCGUAUCGUUAUUGUUGUGCAGUGUGACCGGGCCUUAAGAUACAUACAGGCAUAUAUAGAGACACAGAAUAGAGACCAUACAGAAAGCUGACUCAGCCAUAAUUCAUCAUCAAAAUGCACUCGCCAUUUUCCUAUCCAGUGUGCUUAUGAGAGGCACUCACCCCCUGAACGUCUGCCAUCUUGAAUAUUGUCAGGGGGGUGAAUGCCUCUCAUAAGUCCAUUGACUAGGAAUAUGGAGACAGCAUUGCACCAAAAUCAUAGGCCAAACCGAGAAAUCAGCCUUCUGUAAGGUUUCUAUUCUGUGGAGAUGUAUUACAUAUGGACAUAAUGCGAUGAAUCCCUAAUUUCAUGUUUUUAAUCAUUUUUAGAUUGUUCCAGUGAUAAGUUUUAUUAAAAAGUUCCUGGAUGAGAAUGCAUUCUGUGUUUGCUCAGAAGAACUGAAUCAUAUAAAAAAGAAUAUAAUUAAUACAGAAAAUGAUGAAUUUAAAAUAAAAACAAAAAGUGGAAUAAUUACUGUAAAUAUAAAUCAAGAUAGGUAAGCUUUGACCAUUUCACAUUUGGAUCUCGAAAUUGUUCCCAUCCAGUCGAUCUUAACCCUUUAAGUGGCAAUGUACCCCGAUCGGCCUACUUUAGUAUUUUACUCUAACGCCAGACGAUUUUACUCGUUAAGUGGAGAGUGCUGCUCCCAAUGGGUCAACUUGUACUCUUUGGAACUUACCUAUUUCUGGAAACUCCUCUUAUGCUUGCUAUAUUUAUGUAUGUGGUUAGUUUGUUUGUUUUUUGUUACCUUGUUGAGUAACAAUUGUUCUUCUUUCAAUGAAAUUUUUACAGAUUUAAUAUGGCAUUUAGGAUAACAGUUCCGGACAAAUACCCUGCUGAAGCAGUCAGGUAAAUUCAUGAUUCAUUUUCAUUCAUCGACUCUUCAAUACCAACACUUUAACUGCUCAAAAUAAAGUCUUGAACAUGAGCAAUUCAUGCACUUAUUUUCUAUUUUAGGAUAGAAGAAACAGGAUCAAACUUUCCUUCAUAUCUAAGAAAAGUAUUUCUAUCCCAAGCCGAAGAGAUCGCCAGAAGAUGUGUUAGUAAACCUUUAAAGAAAAAUCCUAAGGCUCCGCCAUUUGAACCUAAGCCAUCACUUCAAGAAGUUUUUGAAUAUUUAGUUAAUGAUUGCAUCAGACGAUACCCGACUGAGGUGUGUCCGUUGUGUCAACAGCGAACUUUACCAGAUAAUCCUGAGGUAGGUGUGGUGGUAUCAUUUGUAUUCCAGUCAAAUUGUUCCAGUAAUAUUGUAUUAUUAUUAUUGAAGAGUACUACUUUAUUAGAAACUGUAUUUCAUUUUGACAGCAGUUCACUGAAAUCCCAGCACUAAGAGAUAUUUCUGAUAUUUCUGUAGGAAGUUGUAAAAGAUCCGUCAGACCCAAACCAUCUUGAGAGAGUAUAUUGUUCACAUAUCUAUCAUUUUGGAUGUCUUGAUAAAUACAUGAAAACUCCACCUUUUAAAGGUUAGUUUUUAUUUGACUUUUCCAGGAGAGAAAUUUAUUAUAAAUCGAGGUAUUGUCUUCUCAAUAAGUGGUGUGUAAGUUACGUCACCGUUGCCAUGUUGGAUGACAUUGACAAAGAAUUUUGCUUGUUUGCAAUGUAAAUAUCCAACAUGGCAAAAAUCUCUUUGUCCUUUGGAUCCCAUGGGAGUGGUUGCACAUCACCUAUAUGAAUAUGUGUCAACUGUCAAGGCUCAUUUCCACUCAGGAAAAUUUUCUGCGGAAAGGAAAUUUUGUAAAAUGUGAUUGGCAACACAAAUUUUCUGUCGACAGAAAAAAAUUUUGAAGUUGAAAAUUUUCAACUUUUAAUUAAUUACAGUCGAACCUCUAUUAAGCGGCCACCCUCGGGGAUCGGCUUUGUGGCCGCUUAAUAGAGGUGGCCGUUAAAUAGAGGUACGCAAAUAAUAGACCCUGGGCGCAGUCAAAUCUUUUGAAGUGUAAAGCUUUUGAGGUGUAAAGUGACAUGUGCAUGUUAAGCCUUAUUUUACAAAUAAAGCAAAUUAGUUCGACUUUUAUUUUCGGCUCGGCUCUCCUGACAAGGUGUUGCACCAAGUAGGCUGGCCGCUUAAUAGAGGUAAAAAUUGACAUAAAACAUCAUUUGGGACCGCUCUUUGGGUGGCCGCGGCCGCUUAAUAGAGGUGGCCAUUUAAUAGAGGGAUAGUUUAUAGUAUUUGUAUUACAAAUAUUUCGGGACUUCAAUAUGUGGCCGUUUCAUAGAGGGUGGCCGCUUAAUGGAGGGCCGCUUAAUAGAGGUUCGACUGAAUAUAAACAAUGAUAUUUUUGGGAAAUUUUCUGUCUGUGGAAAAUUUUUAAAUCUUGUUUAAAUAAAUGUUUUUGAUUAAUUGAUUGCCAUAUCUAUUUUUCUUAUGUGUCUUAGAUAAAAAGUGCCCAGCAUGUAAAAGUGUAAUUUAUCAUGAAAAAUGGAACGCUACUCCUAAGGUAGCAGAGGAUCGCUGGGCUCAUAAACAAGCAAAACAACGAGAACUUGAAGAAGUCGUCGACUUCCUGGCCGAUUGA
This is a messenger RNA of Paramuricea clavata, 3319 nucleotides long. NCBI's taxonomy places the organism in Eukaryota, Metazoa, Cnidaria, Anthozoa, Malacalcyonacea, Plexauridae. The record is from the annotation of a GenBank genome assembly.